Messenger RNA from Lampris incognitus (smalleye Pacific opah), 1787 nucleotides. RefSeq names its product zinc finger and BTB domain containing 8B (gene zbtb8b). The transcript has 5 exons. Gene Ontology annotation, molecular function: RNA polymerase II cis-regulatory region sequence-specific DNA binding; DNA-binding transcription factor activity, RNA polymerase II-specific; protein binding. NCBI's taxonomy places the organism in Eukaryota, Metazoa, Chordata, Actinopteri, Lampriformes, Lampridae. The coding region runs from base 1 to 1614 and encodes 537 amino acids. Gene Ontology annotation, biological process: regulation of transcription by RNA polymerase II. The record is from RefSeq and is a predicted model, not a curated record.
AUGGAAGUGCCUUGUUACCUGUCCAAGCUGCUCUUUGAACUCAAUGAGCAGCGUAAGCGUGACUUCUUCUGUGACUGUAGCAUCCUCGUCGAGGGGCGGGUCUUCAAGGCCCAUCGUAAUGUCCUAUUUGCUGGGAGUGGCUACUUUCGGGCUCUUUUGGUUCAUUACCUGCAGGACAGUGGUCAGCGCCACAGCACAGCAUCGCUGGAUAUUGUGACAGCUGAUGCCUUCUCUAUCAUCCUGGACUUCCUCUACUCUGGUCGCCUGGCCCUGAGCAGCAGCAAUGUCAUUGAGGUGAUGUCAGCAGCCAGUUACCUGCAGAUGACUGACCUCGUCAGCUUCUGCAAGGGAUACAUCCGCUCCUCUCUGGAGAUAUGCAACAGGGAGAAAGAGCGAGACAAAGAGAGAGAGAACAGGGAACAGGAUGGAGGAGAAGGUCCUGCUGAUAGCGGUACCCCUACCUUGUCCAUCUCCAGUGUUGCAGGAGCUGGAGAGCCUUUUUCACAGGUUGCGGAGGCAGAUAGAGGGACAGGUUCAGGAUCUGAGUGCGUCGCCUCAGCUGGAGCUCCCUCCUCUGUGCCUGUGUCCAGCCUUGCACGUGGCAGCAGGGACACAGAGAAUGACUGUAGUGCCAGGGGUGACUUUGCCUCUGGGAGAGAUGGACAAAAGGGACACAGAGAUCAGACCAACCUCUCUUCCUCCUCAUCCUCUGGGUUGACCCCGGAGCUAGUGAACCCCAAGAUUGAGUACGACCCUGACGAAGAGCUGGUGGAGUCCCCUGACACCAAAGAGCUUUCUUUGUAUUCAGGACCCUCUCUUAAUCACCCUCAUCAUAACAGGCUACUUCCCCCCAGUCCUUCUCCCAGCAAUGACCGCUCCCCAUCAGGAUACAGUAACUCCAUAAAUGCAAGACAGUUUAUGGAGAUGCAUCCCAGAGGCGAAGGAUCCAGUCCUCUUGGAGACAGAGUAGAGCAAGGCCAGCGCUUUACCCAUGGACUAGGUACUGGAGGACGGGUGGAUGAGGGCCUGGGUUUGGGAGGAUCAUCAAUCAUGGAAAUUCAGUCAGACUGGUUUGGAGAGGACACAGGCGAUGGUUUGGUAGUGCCAGUGAAACUCCACAAAUGCCCAUUCUGCCCAUACACUGCCAAGCAGAAGGGAAUUAUGAAGAGACACAUUCGCUGUCACACUGGAGAGAGACCCUUCCCCUGUCCCAUGUGCGGCAAGAGGUUCACACGGCAGGAACACCUGCGAAGUCACGCACUCAGUGUCCACAGGCACUGCUGGCCAGUAGCAUGUAAGAGCUGUAGGCGAACCUUCACUGGCUCCAAUGUUUCCCCGGGACUCAGACGUUUUGGGGUUUGUGAUAGCUGCAACUGUGUGACAACCACCCAUGAUGACUCUAUCCCCAUCCAUCCUGCUAGCCAUCCAGAGGCAAUGGAGCGCGGAGAGGGCAGCACUGACUGGUCCAGUUUUAUGGAUGAUGUAGAUGAGGUCGAGGUUGGCAGAGUUGAGGACUUGGUGGAGAAACAAAUGCUUGACAGGCAGCUGGAUGAUUCUGGGGGGAUUGCAUACUUCCACCUCUCCAGAUCACAAUUUCAUCCGCAAACAUCAUAGUCCAGGGAGACUCCUGCCUGAUCUCGUCCAUCAACCUGCCCAUCAUCAUUGCAAACAAGAAAUGUGAUUAUAAAAUUGACAAGUUACUUGUAAAGUUAUCAAAUUUUCAUAAACAAGCUCUGCUGGCCUGGAACUGAUUUACAAACAUUAUUUUUUCACCAACUAAUUACUAC